Acanthopagrus latus (yellowfin seabream) is the source of this 3871-nucleotide messenger RNA. Its product is annotated as zinc finger MYM-type protein 1. The coding region runs from base 472 to 2598 and encodes 708 amino acids. Gene Ontology annotation, molecular function: protein dimerization activity. Lineage: Eukaryota; Metazoa; Chordata; Actinopteri; Spariformes; Sparidae. The transcript is spliced from 2 exons. The record is from RefSeq and is a predicted model, not a curated record.
CGUGCAGUCAGGUGAGGCAGGGUAGGCAGUGCCUCACCUAGACCAAUGAGAAAAAAGAACGAAAUAAUUUUUUUUUUAAUAAUUUUUUUAACCCUAAUUUUUUUUUUAUUGUGUUUUGAUUGUUGAUUUUUUGCUUUAAAAAUGAAAAAUAAAAAGGUAUAAUGUGUUGUUUUAACGAUAUAAGGAAUGCCCAUAAAGAAAAGCGCGCUUUCCAGGCUUGCCUGAAGUGAACACAGGGGACGGAGGCAGACUCUGCCUCUGCCUCUCUGUGCCGUGUGAAAUGAACGCAAACGGUUUAGGAGGUUUGCGCAUGCGUAGUCUGUUCUCACACUGUCUCUAAUGGGCAUCCCUGAGGCACAGUGCUUCUCUGCUUCUGUGGGUUUCGUGGGUUUCGCGGGUCACCCCCCUCCUCCCCCCCAAGGUUUCGCGCUGCUGUUGUGGCGCGCAGUGAUUUGAUUUCUGCUGCUAGCUAUGGAGAUUACUUCGCUAAAAAAAAUGUCUAGUCUGACAUUUGUGGAAAAAAAAAAAAUAAUAUUAACCGGGAGACCAACACCUGACCUGGAGAAUUUAACGCAAAGGAAGGGACAGAAAAUUGUGAGGACUUUUCAGACAGAAUGGUACAAAAAGAAAGAGUGGUUGUGUGGAUGCAGCCAAGCUAGCAGGCUGUUCUGCUUUCCCUGUCUACUGUUCUCGGUGGGAAGUGAGAGCGUGUGGGUGAAGGAGGGUUAUGGUGACCUGAACAACCUGCCAAGGGCGUUGCUCAAACAUGAGAAAUCCACAGCCCACAUCCACUCUCAGAUCGCCCUGAAAACGUUUGGUAAGAGUCGCAUUGACACAGCCCUGGAUGAGCAGCACAGGCUCCAUGUCACUGCACAUAAUGAAAAGGUGAAGGCUAAUAGAGAAAUUUUAAAAAGCCUCAUUGAUGCCACAUCAUUUCUUGCCAAACAAGAGCUUGCCUUUCGGGGGAAUGACGAGGGAAAUAACUCAAUCAACCGUGGAAAUUAUGUUGAACUUUUGCAUUUGAUGGCAGAAAAGGACGACAAAUUAGCCAAACAUUUGAAAGAGUCAACUGUAUUUGUGGGCACAUCAAAUAGAAUUCAGAAUGACCUCAUCGAAGCCAUCAGUGACGUUGUGAGGUCUAGUAUUAAAAGUGACGUAGACGCUGCAUCUUUCGUUGCAGUCGAAGUGGAUGAGACAACUGAUGCAAACAACAAAGCCCAAAUAUCUGCCGUUUUGCGAUAUGUCAACAGCGACUGUGAAGUGAAGGAGGCCUUUUUGGGAUUUGAUGAUGUCAGCAAUGACAGAAGGGCACAGGGAAUUUCAAAAUACGUCUUGGAUGUAUUGGAGAAAUAUGAAUGCGCUGAGAAAUUGAUCGCACAAACAUACGAUGGCGCUGCUGUGAUGGCCUCGGAGCUCAACGGCGUACAAGCCAAAGUUAAAGAAAAAGUGCCAGAAGCUACAUUUUUGCACUGCUAUGCACAUAAAUUGAAUUUGGUUCUGUCACAAUCAGCCAAAUCCAUCCCGGAGUGUAAAGUUUUUUUCAAAAGUGCUGAAGGGCUCUCAGCAUUUUUCACGAAGUCCACCAAACGCACACACCUGCUAGAUGAAAUAGUGAAAUGCCGCAUCCCUCGAGCAUCAUCUGUUAGGUGGAAUUCAAACUCCAGACUGGUACAAACUAUCCUCCAACACUUACCAGAUCUCCACCAGUUGUUCCGGACAAUGAUGGAUAACUCCGAUGAAUGGGACGGUGAGACCAUCGCUAUGGCCUCUGGAUUUGAUCUCUGGCUGUCAAAAGCAUCCACCUAUUUUCUCCUGAUGGUCUAUGAUGGCAUAUUUAAUGUGACAGACGCAUUAUUCCGUGUUCUUCAAAACAAGGCAAUGGACAUCGGCGUGUGCUGUGCACGCGUCAGAGACACUAUGUGUGCUCUGAGCAAUCAGCGCGACCAGUUUGACAGUUUAUAUGAUCGUUUCGAACAGAAAAAAAAUGAACUGAAACUGACGGACAACAGUCGCCGGACCCAAUCUCCAAGAGACGAGAGGAGAAUGAUCUACACGAGUGUACUUGAUAACAUAACUGAGCAACUGAAGGCCAGAUUUGACAAUUUAAAUGAACUUGCUUUCCUCGGCUUGGUUGACAGCAAGAAAUUUUCUGAGAUGUCAGCUAAUUUUGACACUGAGAAACUCAAUAGCUUGUCAAAAUACGCAAGAUUCUUUGAUCAAGUUCGAUUACAGUCUGAUUUGGUGGGAUUAUAUUGCUCACAACUGGUCCAGGGAAUGUCACCUGCACAGCUGCUCUCAUUCUUGAAAGACAAUGACCUCCAGGAGACUGUACCAGAGGCCACAAAGUUAUUAAAGCUGGUCUUAACGAUACCUGCUACAACGGCAUCCGUGGAGAGGACGUUUUCAGCUUUAAAGCGCAUCAAGACGUAUAACCGUAAUAGGAUGCACCAGGAUAGACUUUCAGCAUUGGCGCUGAUCUCCAUUGAAAAGGAGAGACUCAUGACAUUACAGAACGCUGCAAACAAGGAUGACUUCUACAACAAAGUCAUCAACAAGUUCGUGCAGAGGGACAGGCGCAUGGACUUCAUCUACAAAUAAAACCGAAAUCUGCAUCUGAUACUUCUGGUGUUUGUCAAAAAGAAGAAGAAGAGGAGGAGUCUUUAUUGUCAGAAAAUGGACAACACGAUGACUCUGGUUCUCUGCAUCCCACCCAUCCCGAAUCUGAAUCUUAGCCGGUGCCUUGGUCAAGGUUAGUGACUGGAAACCACCGUGCUACUUUUUCUAGCAUGAGUAACAAAGUAACAUGAAAGCUGACUCAACUGUGACACUCUCAAGAUUUUCUAAGCGUUAACUAGUUGGGCUAUGCAAUAAUAGCUGUUUUAGUGGUAUUUAUUAGAUAAAUAGAUCUACAUGAAUGAAUGGUACACUGUAAAAAUCACAGUGGUUCCCAUAAGUGACAUGAUUUGCAUAAAAUCCAUAAUUUGUGCUAGAAUUUGAGCGGAAAUCAUAUUACAGAAAGAGAUUGUUUGAUUUCCCACACAGAUACUUCAUAUGGUCAGAUUCAUGUAGACAUGUAAUCCAGGUUAAAGACAACAUGCCUGUGGAAGAUGGAGGUGGGUGAAGUAUCACUUGAGUACAUUAUGCAAGAGAAUAUACAGGUGCAUCUUAAACUGAAUUGUUACGGAGUCCUGGGUUUAUCUGUGUGUCACCAAUGACUAGAAUAUACUGUACAUUCAUUGUAUCCAUAUGUAUGGUGAAAUGUCUGCCAGUGAUCUUUCAACAAGCAUGAUAGAAUUGCUCAAUACUAAAGAGACGGGGAAGUGAGUGUUUCACAAGGCAUCCUGCCUCAGAACAGAACUUUAUUGUUGUCUGUAUUUUGGCUGCACAUGCAGGUGCGAUCCCCAGGUUAGUCAAAUCCUGCCAUGAUAGCAAGGUGUCAGCUUGUGUGUAUUUAGAGAUGCAAUGCAAAGCAUGACUCAUUGUUUGUGUUGCCAAGAAUGGAUUCAAAAUUUUCCGCUGCUUGUUUUUCACCAAGCCGCUCCCCUGAUCACCUGAUCACCUGAUCAUCGUCAUAUCUGCUGAGGAAGAAAAUACACAUUUGGAGUGACAGAGCCCUUUGACCUCCAGUCCUUAAAUGGUGAUUCCUGUCUGUCUCCUAUCACCUUAAUCAAAAGACAUCUAGGGCCGUUUUGAUCACUAUGUUAUGUUAUGUCCUUUGUUUUCCUAUUGUUUGAGCCUGCCAUUUUGUCUUCUUUGUUCUUACUGUGUAAAAUGCUGUAGUUUCAUUUGCUCUGGUUUGGUCAUUUGGUCCACUCACCGGCUCAGAUCCGCUCUGUGCCUGUCAGUCCACCAGUUUACCGGUAUUCUUUGA